This is a messenger RNA of Lodderomyces beijingensis, 1080 nucleotides long. The record is from the annotation of a GenBank genome assembly. NCBI's taxonomy places the organism in Eukaryota, Fungi, Ascomycota, Pichiomycetes, Serinales, Debaryomycetaceae.
AUGUUGCCGCUGCUACGCCCCGCGAUUCACCACCUAAAACCACGAGCGUGCAUAUCUCGCCACCUCAACACAACGUCAAAGCUCUCACUACCACGGUACCCCGAUAACACAAGCAGUAGCAGAAGCAACCGCACUCGAGUCACCCACGAAAUAACCCCCGAAGAAGUACGCAAAUUCCAAGAAGCUCAAGAAAAAGCACGCCAACUGGGCUUCACCUCCUCCUCGUCAUCUCCUGACCCCAGCCAAUACUCCCGUCACCAUGCCGCGCACUCUCCUUAUAUCCACAUACCCAACAAUACAAACGGCAUAAUCACCCCCGAGGACCCCAUAUACUCCAUCUUGGCCGAACCGACGCUCGUGAUUGAGCGGCAAAUCGAGUUUAUGAACCUAUUCAUCGGGUUCGAACAAGCAAACAACUACACCAUCAUGAACGCUUCGGGCCAAAUCAUCGGGUUCAUGCAGGAGAAAGACGUGGGAUUGAUGAAAACGUUGGGACGGCAGUUUUUCCGGCUCCAUCGUCCAUUCGCUAUCGACGUUUACAACUUACAGGGCGAAUUGGCACUCAGCAUCAAGCGGCCGUUUUCAUUUAUAAACUCCCACAUCAAAGCGUUGCUCCCCGGGUACAACCACGCCAACAAUAACGAGCUCAUUUACGAAGUGGUAGGCGAAAGCGUGCAGCGAUGGCACUUGUGGAGACGCAGAUACAAUUUGUUCAAGUUGGAAGAUGAAGAAACUGAUGAUUAUGAACAGUUUGGCGAUGUUGAUGCUCCGUUUUUGUCGUUUGAUUUCCCAGUUAAGGAUGAGAGUGGACAAGUUAUAGCUUCGAUUGACAGGAAUUGGGUUGGUCUCGGCCGAGAGAUGUUUACUGAUACUGGUGUUUACGUGUUACGGUUCGACCCAAGAAGCUUUGAAGGCAUGGAACAAUACUACGGUGAGAUUAGCAAGCUGGGGAUCACGAUGGACCAAAGAGCGGUGAUUUUGAGCUGUUUCACGAGUAUCGAUUUCGAUUACUUUUCAAGACACUCGGGUAGAGGUGGACUAUUUGGAUUUGGAGGUUUUGGUGGCUACGAUGAGGUUUAA